Molecule: messenger RNA, 918 nt
Organism: Lodderomyces orthopsilosis Co 90-125
Lineage: Eukaryota; Fungi; Ascomycota; Pichiomycetes; Serinales; Debaryomycetaceae
Gene: SER2
Product: phosphoserine phosphatase
Exons: 1
Coding region: 1-918 (305 amino acids)
Biological process (GO): dephosphorylation; L-serine biosynthetic process
Cellular component (GO): cytoplasm
Molecular function (GO): L-phosphoserine phosphatase activity; magnesium ion binding
Source: RefSeq, a predicted model, not a curated record
AUGUCAGCGAAAACUUUUUAUGCUUUAACUUUAAUUGUUCACGAGGAUCAAUCAGCUGAAUCUAUUGUAUUAACAAUAGACAAAUUCGUCACUGAAUCAUUACAUGCUAGUUUCGGUAAAACUCAGCUUUCUUCACGUGUUUGGGACUACGAACUCGAAAUAGAUAACUACCCAAAGGCGCUUGGUUUAAUCAAAACACAAUGUUUGAAUCAACCAUACGAUUUAAUUCUCCAGCCAAGUCUUACUAGAAGGGAUAAACAAUUGUUCAUUUUCGACAUGGACUCAACAUUGAUAUAUCAAGAAGUGAUUGAAUUAAUUGCAGCGUAUGCAGGAAUUGAAGAUAAAGUAGCUGAAAUAACAACCAGGGCAAUGAAUGGAGAGAUCGAUUUCAAUGAAAGUUUGAGAGAACGUGUUAGUUUACUUCGUGGGAUCGAUUCAACAACGAUAUGGAAAGAAUUGGAAGAAAAAAUCGAGAUUACCAAUGGUGUAAGGCCAUUGAGUAAAGCUUUGAAGAAAUUAGGGUGUGUGUUGGGUGUUUGCUCUGGUGGUUUCAUUCCUUUAGCUGAACAUAUCAAGAAUGAAUUGGGAUUAGAUUAUGCUUAUGCAAACACGUUAGGAGUCGAUGAAAAAAACAUUUUGAAUGGUGAAACUAUAGGUGACAUAGUCAAUGGAGAAAGGAAAGCUGAGCUCCUAUUAGAAAUAGCUCAAAAGCACGGGAUUGAUCCUAGGAAUGCAGUUGCUAUAGGUGAUGGGGCCAAUGAUUUGAAAAUGAUGUCGGUUGCUGGUUUUGGUAUUGCAUGGAAUGCAAAACCAAAGGUACAGCUCCAAGCCCCUGCUUGCUUGAAUACCAAGUCGUUGCUUGAUGUGUUGUACAUUUUGGGCUACAGUGAUGUGGAUAUUAAAGACUUGUUAGAAUAA